AUGGUUAUGUCGCCCAGCAGACGACUGUCUUCGCCAGGAAUCGCUGCCCAUCCGAUGAAUAUGCAUUUGAGCUCUCUGCAACUGAACUCGCAGCUGCAAUUGAACGCUCAAAUGCACCAGAAGUUGACGGUCGGCUUGACUCCGAACCAUAUGAGUGGAUUUUUCAAGAGCCCAUCGACUUCCCCGAGUAGCAUUAAUGCAAAUAUGAGUAACAGUGGCGCAAGCGCCAGCCACAUUUCAUCCAACUCCAGCACGGCGUCUACAUCGAACGGCAACGAUCGCAACGACCGCAGUUCGCGUGACAAUUCUACACCCACUAGCAGCAGCAGUAUGCCCUCCGUAGCUGAAUUGUCCACACACCCGCUCAACCGGCUACAGUCAAUGCAGCCGUUCGAUUUCCGCAAGCUAUCAGCCGCUGCAGCCAGCCUCAGCGGUUUCUCGGCCCCCGGUUUACCUCCACCAAGACUGAGUCCGGAGGCAGCCGUCGCUCAACAUCACUUUAACCAACAACAGCAACAUGCAGCUGCCGCGGCCGCAUUCUCCCAAGCUGUAACAACUUCGGCAAAGCGGCGAAACUCGCAGUCAUCUUUGGAAGCUCAGACGGCCGCUUCGCGCGAUCACGCAGCCGCCGCCGCAGCAGCCAACUUUAUGAAUCUUUCGAUGAGCGGUCACGGCCUCCCAUUCUCUCUGCCACCUCCACCUCCACCAACCUCUGUGGCGAUAUCUCUGGCAAAUUCACUCAACCACUCGGCGGCUGCAAUGGCGGCGGCCGUUUCAGGAAACCCACUGGCGGCUAGCUUCGUAGCCCAGUCCUUUCCGAACUUGUUGGCGGCUUCUACUCGCGAGUCUCGAAGCAAAUCACCUCAUCCACAUCACAAACAUCAUUCGCACAAAGGCGGUGUACAACAAGAUCACCACCACAAGGUUAACUCUGACAAGGGUUCAGCGGGUAGCGGCGAUUCCCUCGGCGGUGGCGCUGGACGAGACAGCGACAGGGAAUCCUUACACCAUCAUCACCAUCAACACGAGCGCGACCAGCGAGAACGAGAUCGUGAAAACGUGCUAAACCUCAGUCGCGACUUAGCGGCGGCUGCAGCGGCGGCAGCGGCAAGCAGACGCCCAAUGCAACCAGGAGCAGCUAUGUCCCGCCCAAUGCACCUCCCUCCAUCAUCGGGAGGCCAUGUGAAGAAGCCCUCUUCGUCACCAAGCAACGGUAAACGACAGUGGGGUGCAAUACCGCCGAAUCUCGGCACGCAAUACGUCAAUCCAGCGACGGGAAAGAAACGUGUUCAGUGCAAUGUUUGUUUCAAGACGUUCUGUGAUAAAGGCGCUCUGAAGAUACACUUUUCGGCGGUUCACUUGCGCGAAAUGCACAAAUGCACAGUGGAGGGUUGUAGUAUGAUGUUCAGCUCGCGCCGUUCGCGCAACCGACACAGCGCCAAUCCGAACCCGAAGCUUCAUUCCCCGCACCUGAGGCGUAAAAUUUCUCCACACGAUGGCCGCAGUGCGCAGCCUCAUCCUAUACUGUUGUCUACAGCCGGUAUGCCGUUACCAAACGGUCUCAACCCAUUGCAUCCCUUCGGUCCCGCUUUUCCUCUCAUGCCCCCGGGAGACCACCUUCGUGGUCAUCCGUCGCUCUCAGCACUUGAGUUCAAGGCGAACAUGGAAGCCAGCAUGCACCGGCGUUUGGCUGCCGAACAUCACAUGCAUCAAGCCCAUGCAGCUUCAGCUGCCGAAAAACACCACCGAGAGAACACACGCGCCUCUUUAAGCCCAGAGAGCUACCGCUACCGCAGUAACAGUCCGCACAGUGACACUCCCGAUCGGUACAUGGGCUCCGGAUCUUCGUCCGGUGCGCCCGGACACUUCAACAGCUCUGGAAGUCGUUUGGACGAUGACGAUGGAGACGACGAGGAGGAUGACGAUGAUGACCGAAAUGGCAUCGUAAUCGAUGGCAACGAUGUGGAUGACGAUGUCGAGGGACACCAGUUCGACAUGUCUCUUAGCUCUGAGUCUGAAGAUAUCAAAUCGUUCGGACAACACGAGGAGGACGACGAAGACGUGCUAUCGGAACGAGGCGCAGAAGAGGAACCACAAGACUUUAGCCUGACGAACCGACGAAACGGCCCAUCACCGUCAGACGGGGACGAGGCCACAAGCAACAAUGGCGAUAGCAACGGCGAAGUGACACGCGACGACGUCAAUGCGUUUCUCUCGAUAAAUAAGCGCAAACGCAAGAGCCUCAAUCCCACCAAGUGUGCCGUCGCUUCAUCGUCCUGCAUGUCUAAUAACGAAGAGAAUGAAGAGUCACCGCCCGCUAGAGAACCUCAGGAAAUUACAGCUCCAAUGGAGAAGAAAAUCAAGGCGAACUCUUGGGAAGACGGUGGACCAGAGCAGAAAGUACGAUCUAACACUCCGGAAGCAAAGGAGAGAAAUUCGCCUUUGACUGCGAACGGAAACCCAAUUCUUGAACACAAGGAGAAUAAAACAAACAGUUGCAAUCUGUCUGAAGAAUCUGUCGUGUCUGAGCUAUCCUCGAUGGAAAAUCGUAAAAGUGUGGAUCGACACAAUCAUGUACGUAUCAAGUCAGAACCUAUGGACGAUGGUGAUGGUGCAACAGAGGCUACAGAUCUGUCACUUAAUCUGUCGAAGAAACAACGCUCGAGUCCAGACGUGAAUGCGAAUGAAAAGUUCCAUAGCAAGUAUUCAAUCGAGGUUCGUCCAUCUUCGGAACUUAUGGAAAAUCCGCUACCGCUGGUACGUCCGAAGCAAGAACCCACCGAAAGAGAUCGCCGUCCAGAUUCUGAAGAUAGCAAAAAGAGUUCGGGGGAACACUUUGAUUCAGCCAACUCUUUGCGUCAGCUAGAAAAUCUGUCUCAUGACCCAUUAAACGAUAUGAUGGUGCAGCGCGCAGCCGUCGGACUUCUCGGUGGUCCUCAGUUUCCACCACUCAGCUAUCUGAUGAAUGCAGCUCCACCAAGUCCCGCUCGAUCUCAUAGUACAUCUCCGACGCCGAUUGGUCAAGAACAAGAACAAGAUGAAUCAGACGAUAAUGUUGACUAUUGUGAGGAGGGUAACUGCUUCAGUGACCCGGACGUGCCACUGGAUAAGGAUAACCCGAAGAAAUGCUCGGCUUGCGGAAAGCUUUUCCAGAACCACUUUGCCGUCAAGACUCACUAUCAGAACGUACACCUGAAGCUGCUACACAAAUGCAACAUCGAUGGUUGCAACGCGGCUUUCCCGUCGAAGCGAAGUCGUGAUCGUCACGCUUCAAACCUGAAUCUGCACCGUAAGCUUCUGUCGACCACGGCCGACAGCAGUGAAACGGUUUUAUCGAUGGAAAAAAAUCAUCAGCAUCAACAACAGACACAGUCACAGUUUCCUGGAGCCGGAGCCUUCCCUGGCUCAACCCUUCCUGCCGAGUUCCUUGCACGCCUCUACGCAGACUCCCAAAAAUUCCCAAUCAACCUUGAGGCGGCCUUUAAGAAUCACGCACUACAAGCACCAGGAAGUGGAACAGCCGCUUAUGCCGAUCACUUUCUUAAUGGAGCCACAGCACAGCGUGGUGGCUUUCCACAGACCGCUCCCAAUCCUUUCCUUUUCCCUCCGCUCGGAGGGUUGGCUGGUUUUCCCGGAUUGUCACAAUUUUCUCACCUGCUCCCGCAUCCCUUGAAUGCAAUAUCUUCUACCCAAUUUACCACAGGAGGUGGUGCUGGAAGUGGAGGAGGCCGCGUGUCUGCAUCACGAUCUGAUUCUCCAAUUUCUGCAUGUUCUCCACCCUCUACUACCAACAUUCCAUCACCUCUAUCUAUACACGAUCGGACGACACCCACGCCCGGUGGGUCCUUUCACAACCCGAAUGCUUCGGAACGACCUCGAUCGACCAUGGCAGCAUCAGCCCUAAGUAGCCGCCGCACUCCAGAUUCUGUUUCAUGA
Anopheles coustani is the source of this 3936-nucleotide messenger RNA. RefSeq lists its product as uncharacterized. Gene Ontology annotation, cellular component: nucleus. Gene Ontology annotation, biological process: regulation of DNA-templated transcription. The record is from RefSeq and is a predicted model, not a curated record. NCBI's taxonomy places the organism in Eukaryota, Metazoa, Arthropoda, Insecta, Diptera, Culicidae. Bases 1 to 3936 code for a protein of 1311 amino acids. The transcript has a single exon.